Haliotis rufescens (red abalone) is the source of this 537-nucleotide messenger RNA. RefSeq lists its product as uncharacterized. NCBI's taxonomy places the organism in Eukaryota, Metazoa, Mollusca, Gastropoda, Lepetellida, Haliotidae. The record is from RefSeq and is a predicted model, not a curated record. The transcript is spliced from 3 exons. The annotation marks the transcript as partial.
AUAAUUGACCUCUCCGUCGAAUUUUAUUGACAGCUGACUUGACCAAUCAGCGAGUCGCUCUGACAGUAUGCGCACGCAUACUUUGACUGCAGUCACUUCCUUAGACAAACAAGCUUGUCUAAGUUUGGCUGGCGCGCUUUACGCAAUCGUUUCUAUCGGCCAACUUAUCCAGCAAAAAUGGUAAAGAGGUGCAGUCACGGUCUGUGCAAUAGUGAUGACAGGUACCCUGAACGACUAGGAGGCGGUGUCAAGUUCAUACCGUUUCCAAAACCGAAGACUGACUACGAGAAGUGCCUACGGUGGAUAAAACUUUGUGGACGACCGCAUAAUCAGCUCAAUCCGUCAAACAUCAACUGCAAUAGAUAUGUUUGCACAAAGCACUUCGUCAACAAUUUUCCAUGUGAGCAACAUCCAGACCCAUUACCUGCCAAUCACUUUGACAAGGCUGGACUAAGUAGGAAGCCCCCUACAAAAAGAAAGCCCACCCAUGAUGGAACUCAGAGAUUGGAGCCAACAGAAAAGAUAGCUAAAUCUGAC